AUGUUUUUUUGUUGUUUUGUCAUCUUAUCUCCAAAUUCUCAGGUGUUGUAAGCAAAUAAAAUCAACCAGCAAAGCAUGUGAUGCAUGACAUUUGCUCGAUCAUCAAUCGAUACGAACCGUCGUCCUCCUGACCAGUACCAUUUGGUGACCUCCCAGGUGAUACACUCAUACACACAUACAUACGCAUAGCUUCGUGAUCCUCGCGAGAGCACGCACCGCCCAAACAAAAAGGAGCAAAUCUAUAAAAAGCAGAGCAAAUUAUGUUGCUAUAAUCAGUUCGUUUUCGCUGCCCAUCACCGUUGCAAGUUCGGUUGCGCGCGCUCGUUUCGCAGUUUUUCCACCUCCGAUGCACGCCUGAGUUCUCUGCCGAACGCGACCCAGCAUGAUUCUACAGUUGCUGCUGCUGUACGUGUGCUUUAGGGCCAGCACGGCCGGAUACGUAUCCGUCCAGUUACCGUACGGCAAUCCAGCCGGUAUCAACUAUGUGAGCGGUCAGUCCCACUACCAGGCUGGUUUGCUGGCCGGCCCAACUCGGUACUCAGUUCCAGCAGCCGCGCACCAGUAUCCGGUUCAGAACGUCCAAGUGCUGGGAACUCCUUCGUAUUAUUCGUACAAUCUGCCUACUCCGGUGUCGGUUCCAGCUAAUCCGUUCCAUGGGUACGGUUAUGGACAUGCGGCGUUUACUCCUGUUUCGUAUGGACCUUCAUACGCACGACCUUCCGUGGUUACCGUUGCCCAACAGCAGCCUGUGCAUCCGGUUGUUUCCUACGGAACAGUUGCUCGUCCUUCCGUCGUUGCAGUGGCCCAUCCUCAACCUGUUCAACCGGUGGUUACGCAAUAUCACGGACACAGUGUUCCAACGGCAACCGUUGUGCCCGUCCAUGUUCCAGCGGUGACCGUAAGACCGGUAGCACCGAUUGCCCCUGUGGCACCAGUUCACACAACGACAAUAACGAAAACGGUUACGGAGGAAAAUUCCGUAUAUGCUAGUACGGAGCAACCACUUCCCGUGAUCAAGUCCCGCCGAUAUAAGGUCAGGAGACCAGCCAUUCAGAAUCAGUUCUACGAUAUUGAAGAACGCGUCAUCAUUCGUCCGGUUGGAAGUGCUUUGGUAGAGCUGGAACAACCCGUUUCGAAGACUGAAACAAGCGUCAGGACUCACACUGUUCAAACACAAUCAGAGGACGGUGUAAAUGAUUUCGGUCAAGGUCAAGGUCAUACCGUAACAACAGUGACCCAGAAACCACAGGUCAUUCAAACUCACACCGUUUACCAUCAAACGCCGGUGGCACAGGUUCCUGUAAGUGCUUAUGAUCAAGGCCAAGGUCAUACUGUGACUACUGUUACUCAGAAACCGCAGGUCUUCCAGACCCACACCGUUUACCAUCAAACGCCGGUGGCGCAGGUUCCUGUAAGUGCUCAUGGUCAAGGUCAUACAAUAACAACAGUGACCCAGAAACCGGUUGUUCAAACUAAUACCGUUUACCAUCAAACACCAGUGGCGCAGGUUCCUGUUAGUGCUUAUGAUCAAGGCCAAGGUCAUACUGUAACCACCGUGACCCAGAAACCGCAGGUCUUCCAGACCCACAACGUUUACCAUCAAACGCCGGUGGCGCAGGUUCCUGUACAAGCUCCGAAACCUGUAAUUGUCCAUUCUAGCACUGCUGGUCAUGUCGUUCCGCAAGCUUUCGUACCUCAAUAUCAACCGAUAGUGCCUCAGUAUCAGCAACCGUUCUAUGUGAAUCAAUUUCAGCCGGUCUACUACCCAACGAGUACGUAUCCAGUGCCGGUGACCACAUUCAAACCGGCCGUUGUCACUACACCUGCCCCUACUACAGUUAUUCCCAGUACGACUGACUCUGGUAAUGUCUAUUACGACGACGACUCCGUAGUAAUUGAGGCCCGUAGUGGCGGCCGAACGAUACACGUGGAGACCUCUUCAGAAGCCCCGCUUGAGCACUCGACGGCACAAGGACCGCUCAAGUAUAGUAGGAAAUGUGACGACCAAACCGUUGACGACCCUCCAAAACGAGGAGAUAUUGCCAUUACUUAUGCAACCGAAGCCACCCACCAGAGCUUGUCCGACUACCAGGAGAACUCAACGGAACAACCGACCACGGAGCAACAAGCAGAAGCUACGACCACGACGGUAGCUCCGGUCAGAGGAAUUGAAAUCACUGCCCGUCUUGCCUUGGGAGGCGAAAAUCAGUCUCAGUCCGCCCAGCUGCAGUCCAAUUCUCGAAGUGCCAACUUCAACGAGGUUAGCUCAUCCACCCCAAGUGUCAUCAUCACCAACAGGGGCUCCUCCGAGCAAGUCCGUACCAAUCAGGAGCAAUUCAUUAAACUACUAUCUGAGAGAGAUUCCAUUGCGGAAGUAAGCUACGGACCCAACACGGAUUCGUCCAGCAGCCUCAUCAACACCUACGUCAGAAGUCGAGUUCUGUCCGCUACACCUGCACCACAAAAUGCAAAAGAAACCAGCAAAACCGUCAACAUCCGUCGAAUCAUAGUGUCCAGACCCAUCGAGACGGAACAAGAAGUUGAGGUUCGAGAGCAGUCGUACCCCUCGCAUGGUUACAAACGACAAACGACAUCCAGCUCAGAGCAAUUUCCCAUCUACACCACUGCCAAACCGCCAGCGUUUGCCGAUGACGACAACGUGAAAUAAAGUGUUGCAUUUAAACGAAAACGAGUCAAAUAAAGUUGUUACUAAAAGCAAA
This is a messenger RNA of Culex pipiens pallens (northern house mosquito), 2720 nucleotides long. RefSeq lists its product as uncharacterized. NCBI's taxonomy places the organism in Eukaryota, Metazoa, Arthropoda, Insecta, Diptera, Culicidae. The coding region runs from base 383 to 2668 and encodes 761 amino acids. The transcript has 3 exons. The record is from RefSeq and is a predicted model, not a curated record.